ACCAAAUGGAGGUGGAUCUCCUCGCCGGGAUUCGCGAAAUCGCAGACCUUCCAGGUCACGACGACCGCGCCUGGCACAUCGCCUGGAAUCCCACUAGACCCAUCCUAGCGUCAUGCUCUGCCGAUAAGACUGUGCGUAUGUACGCCUACUCCGUGUCUGCCCCAGAAUACCCCGAUCCCAAGUUCAUGCAUACGGUGACGAUCCCCACGGGACAUACAAAGACUGUGCGCGCGCUCGCCUGGUCGCCCUCGGGCAAAACACUCGCGACUGCAUCGUUUGACUCCAACAUUGGCAUCUGGGAGCAGGAGGAGGGCAACGACGAGGAUGGUGAGAAGGGGGAGUGGGAGUGCAUGAGUCUUCUCGAGGGACACGAGACGGAGUGCAAGAGCGUUGCAUAUUCGAGCACCGGGACGCUCCUCGCGAGCUGCAGCCGGGACAAGACAGUGUGGAUAUGGGAAGUCCACCCGGACGCGGACUUUGAGUGCAUGGGCGUCCUCAUGGAACACAGUCAAGACGUCAAGUGCGUCGCCUGGCAUCCCAAGGAAGAGAUACUCGCCUCAGCAUCAUACGACGACACGAUAAAACUCUACUUAGACGACCCUACGGACGACUGGUUCUGCGCGGCUACCCUAUCUGGACACGGCUCGACUGUCUGGACUUUGGCUUGGGAGCCUGAUAAUGGCCGCUAUUUUGCAUCCGGCUCAGACGACCAAACGAUCAGGAUAUGGCGGCGGCUGCCCGGCCAAGGGGAGCUCAAGUUCGAGACUGUCGCUAUCCUUGAAGGUCAUGAUCGGAGUGUAUACUCAAUCUCCUGGACAAAGGCCCCUGCGACUAACCAAAGUGAAGAAGAAGGGAAGAAUAGCCUCGGAUGGCUUGCGAGUACUGGUGGUGACGGUUCCAUACUCAUUUGGGAGAUAACAGAGACUACUUCCGGAGGUGAAGCAAGUCCGAAAAUUGAAUAUAAAAUCAUGGCUCGUCUCGAUUCUGCGCACGGAGUCCACGAUGUCAAUACCGUCGCUUGGUGCCCCAAGGCUGGAAUAGAGGGCGUGUUCGCUACUGCCGGGGACGAUGGACAUGUAAAAGUUUGGAGGUUGGACCCGAUUCCGGCAUAGCUUGUAUCAAAUUCUCCUUGUAGUUUCACCACUCGUGAGCAGGUGCCAAUGCAUUGGGGUUUUCA
Phanerochaete carnosa HHB-10118-sp is the source of this 1177-nucleotide messenger RNA. RefSeq lists its product as uncharacterized. Lineage: Eukaryota; Fungi; Basidiomycota; Agaricomycetes; Polyporales; Phanerochaetaceae. The transcript is spliced from 5 exons. Bases 6 to 1112 code for a protein of 368 amino acids. Gene Ontology annotation, cellular component: cytosolic [4Fe-4S] assembly targeting complex. The record is from RefSeq and is a predicted model, not a curated record. Gene Ontology annotation, molecular function: protein binding. Gene Ontology annotation, biological process: iron-sulfur cluster assembly.